AUGUACCAGGUAAACAAAAUUUUUUUAAAGCAAAUUUUGGCUAGACAAUAUAAGUACAAAGUGCCUCAUGUAAAACAGUUAAAAAUUCUAUAUCCUCUCGAAUCUCGAAAAUUACUCAAAGUCAGCGGUAAUGAUGCACCACCAUUCUUACAAGGUCUUAUUACAAAUGAUAUGCAACACUUCGAAGAAGGUGCAAACUCUAUGUAUGCCAUGUUUCUCAACAAUAAGGGUAGGGUUUUAUAUGAUACCCUAAUACACAAAUGGGACGGCAACGACUCAUUUUUUAUUGAAUGUGAUAAAAAUGUACACACAUUGCUGCAUAAACACCUAAAAUUAUAUAAGUUGAAACGAAAUGUUGAUAUUGGAGAUGUAAGUGAAGAAUUUCGAUUAUAUGCAUUGGUGACUCCAACAGAAGCAACUGUUGACACCUCAAUUCAUCCAAAAAAGAAUGUUAAUAUCUUUAAGGAUCCUCGUCUCGCAGAUUUAGGACACAGAGUUGUAGUUACUUCAAAAGCUGACCAUUCAUAUAUAGAGAAUCUUCUUGGAGAAGGUACCACAAUAGCCUCUGAUGAAACUGGUUAUAAAUAUUUGAGACACAGAUUAGGUGUGAGUGAGGGCGCUGGUGAUCUGCCCCCUGGAGUUUGUUUUCCUUUAGAAGCCAACGUUGAUUACUUGCAUGGGGUAAGUUUUCACAAGGGCUGUUAUAUAGGUCAAGAACUGACAGCUAGAGUGCACCAUACAGGUGUAAUAAGAAAAAGAAUUAUGCCUCUUCAAUUCUUAGAUAUUGUUGAAGAAGAGAUAGAAAAGGACUCUGCAAUUACAGUUGAUAAUGAAAAAAAUAAUAAUGUGGGGAAAUUCAAGAGUUGUGUCAAUGAUUAUGGAUUAGGUUUAGUUAGAAUAAAGGAAGCGCUAGAAGCUACAGCUUUAAAAAUUGGCAAUUAUACACUGAAGGCUGUGAAGCCAGAUUGGUGGCCAAUAGAAGCACCUAAAGAUAAGGCUACGACGAAAUUGCAGUAA
This is a messenger RNA of Arctia plantaginis, 1017 nucleotides long. Lineage: Eukaryota; Metazoa; Arthropoda; Insecta; Lepidoptera; Erebidae. The record is from the annotation of a GenBank genome assembly.